AUGGACGAGAUGGGAAACGACGACGAAUUUUUAAGUCUUCGUAUCAAACAAUUGGAGCGCGGUAUGCCAUAACAUCUAAGUCGUUCUAUUCUUGAUCUAAUGUUGGAAUAUGAUGUCGCCUUGUUCUUGACAUAUUUUGCCACCAGCCCACAUCACCCAUAGGCUACGGCAGUUUAUCUUUUUCUUUCUCUGCGAUUUUUCUGAUUCGUUAUCUUGGAGAGUGGGACUUUUUCACUAAAUCGAGAUUCGGAUUGAGGCUCGCCAUAGUUGGCAGUACAGCCGUUAAUCCCCGAAGUCAGCUGUUUAAGAGGUACUCUAGUGUCUGUUUUAUAGAGUGUCGCGUGUUAUUGAAGACAAAAUGUUAUCAUAAUUUCGUGGAAACCUGAUAAUGUUCAUUGCUUAGAUACAUACAGUAACGGCCAUAUAGUAGAUGGUUGUUCCUUCUCAGGGUGAUGGUAAGGACUGUUAUGUCGUUCCCUGAUUUAUUUUAUCAUGUAGGUUCCAUCUUACCGUCAUCCUCCUAAGGGUAAUUUUGAAUAUUUCGGAAAUGCUUACUUUCAUGCCACUGAUUGGAAAUAUAGAAUGCCGGACUCUAUAUCGUCAACUUUCAAAAAGUUUUUGACAGGCCACAAGUUCCAAAGUUUGGCUAACAAUGUUAUUACUGCAGAACGUGAUGAUCUACAGAAAGAUGUUGAACGAAUGUGUUUGCAGCAAGCUGGUCCAAGUUAUCUUUCUGCUGCCACGCGGAUGCAUUUUCAGAGGUUUGUCGAUCCUGCUUCCAUUUGUCUUUAGUCUCUAGUUCAUUUGCCAGGUGAUUUCUCUGUCUACGAGAUGAGGUUGCUACAUAGUCAAAUUAAAGCCCGACCAGGACAGCAGGUUCGGAGGAGGAGAAUGAGAACCUAAGGAAGAAGUUAGCAGCGUGUGUCAGAGACAAUAAAAAUCUUCAGGAGGAGCUUUCAGAAGCUUACCGGAUCAAAGUACCUCCAUAUUUUUUGAGUUUCUAUUGAUUCUUGCUAUUUUUCUGUCCUUAACUCCAAUAUUCUGAUUUGGUUUGGAUAUUUUCAGGGCCAGCUCGCAGACUUGCAUGCUGCAGCAGUCUCAAAGGUGUGUAUUUAUCUACCUGAUGAAAUAAAUGAAUGCAUUGACUCCAUUUCUAAGUUCUAUUGACUAGUAUUUAGCUUGUUAUAAAACGUUAUUACUUAUUUUUACAGUCAUGAAUUAUUGGUCGUGUAAUGUUUAAAGGGGAGGGGAGAGAAAUGCAUUACACAUAAAAAGGAAAGUGAUUUUUUUUGCCUUAAAUCAUUCAUAUUUUGAGAAUGUUUGCCGUUAUUUUUGAGGUUUUUUUGGCUUUUCUCUGUGAUACCAUUGAUUUGGAAAUUUACUGCUGUCAAUUUAUUUUUCUGCUGGAAUAUAUUUUUCGACCAAAAAUAGUUGUCAUUGGGGAGAAGAACCUAAGGGGAUGUCAUUAAUACUAUCAUGCUCACCAUUUCUAGACUCUUCCCACUGUUUAACUUGUCAGAUAAGUCCGAUAAUUUCUUAUUUCGUAAUUUAUGAUUCAGAGACUGCUAAACUAGAUUAUCAUUUUAUGAUAUGCUUUUUACUGUGUCGAACAUGUUGUUGUGCUUUAUGUUAUAUCUGACUUCGAAUUAUAAGUUUGAAACCGUUUUACUCUCCAAUCUAGUUAAUAAACUGUUGUCAUGGGCUUUUGUUUUUGUGGGCUGUUGGUUUUGAUUCUUUAUAAGAAGUCCCCAAUGAAUCCGAAUUUUUUUUUUGCCUCUAGAAUAUGGAAGUAGAGAAACAGAUUAAAUUCUUCCAGAGCUGUGUUGCUUCUGCAUUUGCUGAGAGGGAUAGCUCUAUAAUUGAGGUUCGAGUUUAAAAUGUACUCAUCCUAAUUUUCUGAUGCAUAUUUCAUUUUAUGAAGAAUGCUUAAUCACUGCGGUAUCCUUUGUGGAACGUUAUUACAGGCUGAGAAGGCGAAGGAACAAUGGGAGACACUCUCAGAAAAACUGUGCGACUAUGGGAACAGGUAUUUGUUGGGGAUAAAGCUCACGCUUGAAUUCUGAAGAUUUAUUUUACACAAUUUUUUGUUGUGCAUUAACAUUUGUAAUUCUAUAGGCAUUGAAACUUCAAAUUUUACCCUUGAAAUAUUACAAAGAUUCCGUUUUCAGAAGUUUAACAUCUCAACGUAAAAAUAUAGACAGGCAGUUGGAUUCUUGUUUUGACGACUGCAUGAAAAAUUCUGAGAACCAGUUAACUUUCUAGGAAUCAUCUAGUUUUGUUGGGGGCUUCUUAAACCUUUGAAUCUAUACCCAGAAAAAAAUCAUAAAAAUCAGAUUUUUGAGGUAGUCAUCUGUUAAGAGUCCUUAAUAGAAUGUCAUGAAGUAGGUGGAUUGUUUGGUCAUUACUUCAAAGGAAACCCCUCUCUAUGAGAAGUUCCCUUUGUUUUGAAAUAGAAGGAAUAAUCAUAUUCCGUCUAUAGUAUUCUUUUUUAAUAGAGAUAAUUUUCCUGAAUGUAUUUUUUGGAUAUCUUCUUCAGUUUUGCUUAGUAUCGAUAUGUGCCAUGUACAUCUGGUUUUACCUUGUAAUUGGGGUGCAGAUUAUUCUACAGUAUUUUGCAAUGAAAGCUUGUUUGUCUAUUUUAGCAUUUCAUCUAUGGCAGGUUGCAAGAACUUCAGUCAAGCUACGAUGGUGAAAAGAAAUUGAAUUCCACUCUACAAGUGGAAAUGGAAAAAUUAAAAGAGCAAAACAAAAUCUUUGAGGAGGUAGCACGCAACCCUUUUGCCUUGACAUUUUUAAAGUACGAUCGAUGCAUGUGCCUAAUUCAUUGUCGUGUAGUUUUGUUGUUAAAAUUGUAUGUAUGUAUGCAAAAUUACGAUGCUUGAUUAAAUUUAUCUGGUAUCUGUGAUUGAGAAGAUGAAUGGGAUAACCUAAUUCUGGUAAGUUGUCUUUUAGUCUAUCAUCUUCUUAUGCAGUUAGGUGAAGACAUAUCGCAUAUAUGCAUAUACAUGAAAGAAUUUCAAUCUUUUUACUUUGCCUCUGUGUGCAGUUUAAAAAUAAAAGAGUUAAGAAUUAAGAGUUAAGAGUUAAAAGAGUUAAGCGCAUCAUCAAUCUCCAAAAAUAAAUGGGUUUUCUCAUUUGAAUUUGAUUUGUUCAUGUGCUAUUUAAAGGUUUAGAUUUAGAGCGUGGAAUGUAUAUUUGGACACACAAAUGUUACAUCUGUCUUUGAUGCUGUGAAUCAAAUUUAUAUGUUUAUGUCGUUGAUAUGAUUAAUUUUUAGUUUAAUUUAUUGCACGAUUGUCUAUGUAAUUUCAGGUUAUUUCUAAGUUUUCUGAGAUAAGAGAAAGUGCUACGGGGUGCUCCGAUUCUAAACCUUUGGAAGUUAAAUGUUCAACCCUUCUGAAUGAUCCUUCAGAAAUCUGGAUCUUCGGCAGCAAUGGAAAACAUGGCCACUCAAAUUAUAUUGUAAAUUUCGUGCUCUUGCAUUCCUUGUUCUGUUUUAUAAUAUUAUAAGACCUCUGAAUUCAAUCCUUUGAUAUAUAUGGCGCGGUUUAUUCAUGUUUUUUGGAAUAAUCUAGUUUCUAUGCGACUUAUUCAAUUGGUUUCAAGAUGGUGGGGAAAAUUGAAUAUUUUAUGAAUAAUUUCAUUUAAACUGGAUUCUGGAGGCACAUGAUGCCAGAGCUCAGGAGAGAUGGAAGAAAUCAUUAUAAUGCUGACUUUUUUUGGUUGGAGGAUGAAUCAUCUUCCGUGCCUGUACCAUAUAGCCCUGGCUUUUUCCAUUCUGAUGGUUGUCAAAUACAUAAUGGAGAUUCAAGCCAUAGAAAUGGAGUUGGACUCCCGUCAUUGGGAUACUGUGGGGGUAAAUGGCAGCCACGAAGCUUUGGUCUCCUCCGCGGCUACACUUUUUUGGUGCUUAACAUUUUCCAUAGUUUCUCUAGCAUUUACUUCAAAUAAUUUGCGCACAACUAAUCGAACCUCCAGAGACUUGCAUAAACCCCUGUGGUAUGCAGAAACAUAAUCAGUGCCUUCGAUGUUUCUCUUUUGGAGAUGGGAAUGAUUUUUGAAUCUUAUUAAAGCCUUCAAAUCAGUUGUACAAGGUAAUUGAAGCAGUUGUCAUGUUCAUCUGCUAUGUAGUGUUUUUUUCUUCAGUGAUGAGUACACUGAACAAAGGAGGGGUCCUAUGUGCAUAUCUGGAAUUGAAAAGUAAAUGGCAAUUCAUCCUCAAAGGGGUUUCUCUUGAGUUGAUUCAUUGGGGUGUGGGAGCGUUAUUCGAAUGUUUUGUUUUCUACUCUAGUUGAUGCAUUGGGCUGUGGGCUUAUGUUCCUUUGUCAAAAUUUGCAUCCAGGCUUUCAAAUAAAACCAGUGUGAGUAUGGAUAUUUUUCACGACAGGAUAUUUUUAAUUGGCAAGGAUUCCUUCACAAAAUGGAAAAACAUGACAUUGAUUGCUCACAAAACAUACAGCCUUGAAGGAUACACACUUUUUUCUGCACCAAUUACAGAAAAACAACGAUUCUGAAUGACUAGUGCUACACAAGCUACAACGAAAAAAGGUGUACUGUAUUGAGAACCCCCAAAUGACUAAUUCCUAUUUAUUUUGGUUGGUCUCAAUUAGAAUGUCUGAUUCUGUUUAAGCUUGGUAAAUAAACAAUCAAAUCUAUUUGUUAAGUAAUUGACCAUUUUCAUCUUGAUUGAAGAUCCUGGUCUAGGUUGAAUGGUCCGUUUGGUGGACCGCAUGCUUCAGUUACGUGUGGAAAUUGGAGGAAGAUAGGUUUGGCUGCUUUCCAGUUUUUGAAAAAAACUGAUUGGGUGUUGUGGGCUUACCUAGUGGUGAGAUAGAGGUUUAGAAUGAGCAAACAAAAUUCUAUUACCUACAUAACUGAAAUGGGGGAAAACUUCGUUCAUGGUUGGCAAUGGUGGUAUCUUCGGGAUAAAUGGAUUAUUACCUAUGGAAGAUCACGGCAUCAGAAAUAUCCAUUGUUGGCCUCUUAACGUCAAAAUACAAGAUGAACAACCGUUGAGAAAUCAAAUAUGUUACAUUCUUUAUGAAAAUCAAAUCCUCUCGUCAUCGCCAUUAGUCCUCAUUUCGCAGGAGAUAUAGAUUAUUUCCCCUAAACUUCGGUAUUAUGUUUAAUUCGGUGCAUAUUUAUGGAAUCCAUCUGGGUGCUCAAAAUGAAAUUGUGGUUCCGAGAUACUUCUCUGCUAUCCAAGUUUGACUCUCCGACUUACUUGUAAAAUACAAUUGUUCAAUGUUAGAUCUGAUAGUGUAUGGACAGUUGGACAUGCAGUAAAUCUUAUCUGGAAACGAUCUUUGCUUGUCUCCUUACAAUUGUUGACUUUCUCGUUUCAUACAGGCUUCAUUAGAGGAGCAGGUAGCGACACUUAGAGAAUCUGUUGACAGUCUACAAAAGAAAAUGAGAAUGGUUGGCGUUGGCUAAAUGCUGAUGUUUGACUUCUUACCUGCUUUUUCCUCAUGUGACUAAGGCACGUGUUUUCUCAGGGCAUGGACAUUGAACGAUAUUUACGAGGAAGGGUCCGUAGUUUGGAAAAGAAGCAAGUGAGUUAUUGGACUGUUAAGUCUACGUAAGUUUGUCCCAACUCAAUUUUUGUAUCACAAAAUGUCAACAUCACUUGUAGGUUCAGGCCGAGGACAAGUUCAGGCAUUCUUUAUCAACGUUACGUGAAUUUCUUAACCAACAGAGAUGUUCAAUCAUGACUAUUCUAGAAGAAGAAAGUAUUGAGAUGAGGUCCAUCCUUGUUGAGCUACAAGAAGAAAUGAGGCUGGUUCACAUGAAAAAUGAUCUGGAAUCUCUGGUUCCUACUGCAGAAGAAAAGUGUAACAACUCUGAAGAAGGAACUGCAGAUAUUACCAGUGAUGCCGAUUACAAUGUUAUGGUUAAGGUUUGCGUAAUAAGUGCAUCAUAAUUUUCAUUUUUCACGAUAAUUAACUUAUUCUGACAUGAAGACCAUAUGAAGAUUAUGUUAUUUUUUUUGGAUUUACCAAGUUAUUUGACAGAGGCUAAAAGUGCCAUUUAGAAAAGUCAACAUCUCUGAUUUGGUGGGUCACUCGUAAAUUUAGAUUGGCUGCAUCAAUAUGUUUUCCUACUGUAUUUUUUUUGGGUUUCUUCACUCUAAAUGCUUGUUGUGGGAGUUCUAUGAACGACAAGCUUAUCAAAAUGCUGGUGACUGGUUAAAAUUUUCUGGAAGGGAACGAUACCUCUUCUUCAUCAAUCUCAGACGGUGUUUUAUUGAUUUUAUUCUGGUGCAUUCAUGAGGAGGCCCAACCAUAUAUAUAUAUAUAUAUAUAUAUCCUUCUCAUGUUCAUCUGGCUUCCUUUUGCAUCAACAUGAGGAACUCCCAUGUUCACGCCCCUUCAUAAAUCAACAUCCUUAAGCAUGGCGCUUAUUAAGGUUAUGAUGAAUAACACCACCCUAGUUAUCAUGGAUGAAGAGUUGCCUACUUUGAAGUGCUUAUUAAUGGUCCAACUUACUAAUCUUAAUGCUUAUCAUUUUGAUGUUCUUACAUCAAAAUCGGGUUAUAUCUUUCAAGUUUUCCUUAAAUAUGAAAUCUGCGUCUGUCAACCAAAGCUGAGCAAAGGAAGCUAUCAAUCAAGCUUCCUCAUUUAAAAAUAAUGUGUAUUUAUGCACAAUAGUUGAUCAUCCAGAAAAUUGCACGGCGGACGAUUUGGUGUAAGAAAAAUAAACCUACUGCUUAGUUCUAAUAGUGUUUUGUGUAAAUAUAUUUCUGAAGGUAUAAAGAAAGGAUGCUUGUUGGCUUCAAUAAGUCAACUCUGUGUGGAUUAAUUUGGUAUAUAUUCGUUUACUGAUUUCCUAUGAUAUAAUGUCAUUAUGUAUUUAUGAUUAAUUGUUCCAUACUCUAGGGUUUCGUAGUUGCUCUAUUUCUUAUCCGAUCUGCCUUAGACCAUGAUCAUAGAUCUUUAUUUCUUUGCCGUGUCAGAAUCUUGUUUCAAUGGAAGCGCUUAAAACUCGAGGAGUUCAUAUUUUCAGUAGAUCACAGAGCUUAUUAUUUUUCGUAAGAUGUAGUUGAUUAUACUGCUUAUUAUUCGUCAUCAACUGAAGCCAAUCCGUUGACCACCUAGGUGGAUCCCACUGAACCCAGCUCGUCAGACGUCCUGGCACAAGCAGAGAAAGAGAAGGUCCUUUUUUUUUUCUUCUUCUUUCAGGAGAUAAUUGGAGUUUUGCAUUUUGAUCCGCGUGAAUAUUUCCUAUUAUUCCAAGUCAGCUGAAGCAUAUCCGUUGACUUUUCAGGAGGAGGAUCCCAGUGUACACGACAUUUCCAUUUACAGAGAGUGCUCGUCGGAUGUCCUGGCCCAAGUAUUGAGAGAGAAGGUUCUCCUUUCUUUCCAAGUGAUCAAUCACAUUUCUGAAUUCAGAUGAUACAUAGUUCUCGAGAACUGAAGAACACUUCUUUCCAGGUUGAGACGCUGUUGCUCUUGUCACAGGAGGAAGAGAGGCAUCUACUAGAAAGAGAUUUGAAUGUGGCUCUUCAGAAGAGAAUAGAGGAUCUUCAAAGGAGUCUCGUUCAGGUAAUAUGCUGUUUCUUAGCGUUGUCAAUAUGUAGUUAUCGUUGACUUUUCGAUUAAAAAUCGUGUUAAUUGCCAAUUUCGGUGGCAAUAAAAGGUACUCAAGUGUUGUGAAUUUCCUUAUUUGGACAUCUAAGUCGGUCCCGAUUUACACUAUGUUCUUGAUUGCUUCAUUUAUGCGUCGUUUAAUAUUUACCCCUGGAAGAUUACUUCCGUUGACUUUCUUAACAUAUUAUUUUUUAACCAAUUAAAUUGGUCCUAGAUUGGUUCUUGGAUUUUCUUCCUAUAAAUUAAUAUAUCGAGCAGUUAAUCUUUUCUUUUCUUUUUUCCCACCACGCUGUUCAGGUCACCAGUGAGAAAGUGCAGGCUCUGGUCAGUUUGGCCCAGCUGAAGCAAGAAUACCAUCUUCUUCAAGUGUAUGGGCCUCACCUUUUUUACCAAAAAUCCAUCUCAUCCCAUUCCCAUUUAUGGAAAUCUCCUGUCAUGAUAUUUCCUUCAGACAUCCAGCCUGGACCCUUUUCCACAGAAAUUCUUAAGCCUUUGACUUUCCGGUCAACCUUCCAGGAACAGUGGCGGCGGCACCAAGGACUUCGCUGUCCAAGAGCGAGGGGAGAGGCUGAAGAACCUCCUGAAGAGAACAUAUCUCGGACGCUGGGUGGGGAGAAGUGACCGUCAAAGUGAAGCUGGUCUUACUACUAUGGCGGACGGAAGUGAUCCCUCCCACCAGAAGACCGACCACUCUCUGGAUUUGACCAGGUCCCUGUUCAUAAGAUCUUCAUGCUUGCCCAUAAAAGAGAUUUUUGUAAUUUGAUCGUUAAUAUUUGAAAUUUUUUUUUUAUAUAUAUAAACCUCAGAUUGAAGGCGGAGAAUGCAGCUCUCCGGGAGGGCAUCGCCAACGUUGACCAACUCGCUUCUUCCAUCUGCAGGCUUCGUCUCUCUCUCCUGAAGGUCAUUCUUCUCCCAUCACUUUAAGAAAUAUUGGGCUGGGCCUCCAUAGCCCUAUAAUUUGAUAAAGGCCCCUCAAUGUUUCAGGUCAUAGACGAAGCCAGGUCUGCUGCUCCUGCGGAGGAGAGCCUAGCCGUGGCGUUGGACGGGAUACUUCGUGAAGCGGACAGCGUUAAGAUGGUCCUCAGAAGCGCCCUCCCCAUCAGCUGGUCCGCCGUCGUGGAGGACUCGCAGCCUACCGUUCUUGCGGAGGCAUCCAGAAGCGAGGAGGUGGAUCCCACCGCAGCCGUCGGAUCCGAGAUGGUGGAGCUCCUCGUCCUUGCCGCAGAGCUGACAAGGGACUACAUUGUCCCGCAAGUUUCCACACCAGCAAGCUAG
Molecule: messenger RNA, 8861 nt
Organism: Spirodela intermedia
Lineage: Eukaryota; Viridiplantae; Streptophyta; Magnoliopsida; Alismatales; Araceae
Source: the annotation of a GenBank genome assembly